UUUCUCUAGCUUUAGUCUGGUUUUGUCUUCUCAGGUGACAUUCCUACUGUAUAUCGUUGGAAGAGGAAUACUGAGAGUUCGUAGACAAUGGCAGAUCAGCAUGAGAUGGACGCAACUUUUCCUGCUGUUGGAACAUACCCGCGGAAAAUACUAAACUAUAUGGAAGGUUUCUUGGUCUCCAAGACUCUGUUCACAGCAUGUGAGCUCGGCGUGUUCGACGUGCUAUUGGGUGCAGGGCGCCCUCUGUCUGCAGAGGAAAUCAGCCAGGCCGUAGGUGCCAACUUGGAUGGCAUCGAAAGGCUGUUGGCAGCUUGUAGUGGCCUUCAGCUACUUCAGACGCACAAGCAAAAUGGACAAGUGUCUUACAGUAAUACAGAGCAGGCCAGACUGUACCUGACCCGCUCUGGUCCUGCAACUCUCUACCACUCCAUUCAAUACAGUUCCAGAACCAUUUACCUCUGCUGGCACUACUUGACUGAUGCUGUCAGGGAAGGAAGAAGUCAAUAUGAGAAAGCCUUCGGUGUAAGCUCCAAAGAUUUGUUUCAGGCUCUUUACAGGUCUGACGAGGAGAUGGUGAAGUUCAUGCAGCUGAUGAACUCCAUAUGGAACGUCUGCGGUCGAGAUGUGCUCACAGCCUUUGACCUUUCGCCUUUCAAGGUCAUCUGUGACCUCGGAGGCUGCAGCGGAGCAUUAGCAAAACAGUGCACGUCAGCCUACCCGGAGUGCACAGUGAGGAUCUUUGACCUCCCCAAGGUGGUGCAGACAUCCAGAGAACAUUUUGUCAAGGAAGCUGACCAAAGGAUAAGCUUCAUUGGAGGAGAUUUUUUCAAAGACCCCCUACUCGAGGCGGACCUCUACAUCCUUGCAAGGAUCCUUCAUGAUUGGACGGACCAACGUUGUGUAGAACUGCUCAGUCGAGUUCACAGCGCCUGCAAACCAGGAGGCGCUGUCUUGGUGGUGGAGGCGUUACUCUAUGAGGACGGCUCCGGCCCACUCACCGCACAACUCUACUCGCUGAACAUGCUGGUGCAGACGGAGGGUCGAGAAAGAACGGGGGCAGAGUACAGCGCCCUGCUAGCUGCCGCCGGGUUCACUGACAUCGAGUACCGUCUUACUGGCAAAAUAUACGAUGCGGUUUUGGGCUUUAAAAAAGCAUGAACCUGGAAGAAAAUUGAAUCAGAGUUUAGACAGUUCAUAUCAAUGAACUAUGACGUACAUGAACAUGCAAUUGUUACAUAAAAAACAGCUGCAAAUGAAUCUACAUAGAAUGACAGCUGCAAAUGAAUCUACAUAGAAUGGAAUUAUUCAUUGUUACAAUUGCAUUUAGACCAGUGGUUCUUAACCUUUUUGAAGGUACUGAAACCAACAAGUUUCAUGUGGAUUCACCAAACCCUUUGGAAUGAGAUAAUAAAGCUUUUUUUUUUUUUCAAAUUCAAAACCAAUAUAUCUAAGCCCUCAAGCUAUUGAUUUAGCAAAUUCCCGUUCAAUAUUCCUCCCAUUUUGGCAGCAUUUUUAAUAAACAGGUCAAAAUUUGAGACCACGCUGCCCAUUUGUCUGUUGUAUUCCCUCAUACCAAGUGCGAGUCAACCUUCCACUGAGCAAACCAGUUCCUCCUCCCAUCAGAUUGAGGACUAGCAGUUAAAAGAAAUGGAUUAAGCCUGUAAAUUGGGAGCAAACCAGUCCAGUACCUGGUCUAAUAAGCAACUUUGCCUAGAUUUGAUGGGCGUACAAAAAUAGGGCUCUGCAUUUCUUUACCUUCGCCGAACCCCUAAGACUUACUCCCCGAACCCAGGUUAAAAACCACUGAUUUAGAGAUUUAACAUCAUAAAAUUGCCUCUAAAUUAUGGAUAAUUCUUCCAAAAUGGUAUUUUUCUAUGAUAUAUUGUUUUCAAAGUUCAAGUUUGCAGUAUAAUCUGCAUAUGUCUUUAUUAGUACAGAUCUGGCCUUCAAUCCCCGGGAAAUACAUGCCUAUCAAAAUUUACUCACACAUCGCUGACUGAUGCCCAGCCAAAAAUGCUUGUUUGCAUGUUAAAAUGAAUACUAAUCCGUUCCCACACAUUUGAAUGAUUAUAAUUGCACACGAAUCAACACGAAUCCCCUGGAGUCUCAUUUUUUCCCCCCAACCAAAUCAUCUCAUUUUUAAUUGGUCUCUUGAAGAGCAAACAUGAAAUAUUUGAUGAGAGACAAAUAAUCAAUUUCUCUUUUAGAAGGCCAGUGUAGUAAUUCCUGCCAGGAAAUAAAGUUUCCACACUUGAUGUCCCGACAUGAACCACGUCUGAAUUUUGAUGUACUCAUAGGAACGCAAGUAAUGACCUCCAUUUGUUGAUCAGUGUUGCUUUUGUUAUCAAUUUUCGAUGAUAGCGUUGCCAACAUUUCUCUCCCCGCUCUUGUGUUUCACUGCCAUGACCAUUCUGUGUAAUUAGAUUGAGAGUAUUUAGCUCACCUUUUAGUUGCACCUUCAGAACCUUCAGUGUACUAGAGUGCCCCCUCUUUUAAUUAAUGUCACAUUGCCGCUGGGAUUUUCAGAUAUGUGAAAUAAUUACUGUAAAUCUACAUUACGUGCAUACUUUCUUCAGUUCGCUCCCAUUUAGUUACAUACAUUUACCACCCACCAAGAAUAACUAAUAAUAUUUACCCGUAUGGAAUUGUUUAGAAUAUGAUUAACACACAGUGUCUUAUUCCAUGAAUUGCCUUAUCCAUAACCUUACCAUCGUAUUAUUUUUUUUAUCAUCCUGAGAAGAAUGAGCUGAAAAAGCUGCCAUGAUAACAAAGCUGAAAGGAAGAUACUUACUGAGGCCUCAUUCUACCGUAAAUUGCUUCAAAUUUCAAUUGAGUCCUCUGCAGUCUGACUUUUUUGUUUUUUCACUAAGAUGAUAAACUUGCUCGUAUAUCAUGUCUUAUCUCUCAAGCUAAAUCCCGUCUGAACCUCUUACCAUUUUCAGAAUGUAGAUGCCAUUUUUAGAACCAUCUUUUGUUUCAGCCACACAAGAGAAUAGGAGGCUAAUCAGACUAUCGGAGUUUAAACUUAAGACAUUGUGACGUGAAGUUGGUUCACACAAAAGUGAACAGUUUUAACGAGACAGUCUGAAGUUCCCAACUUUUUCUUUGUAUUCUCCAAGCAGUAUGUGUUUAUUUCAACUUCAGACAUUCAUUUCACUCCCUAUUUCAACUUUUUCCUGCUUGAUUCAUUCAUUGAGCACAUGUUCAGCUCUUGGCAGGCUGUAGCACUGUCACAGUUCGAGUCGCGCAAUAAACUCCAACGCCAAGUGUGUGUGAGCAAGUAUGUUGGAUUUCCCCUUAAACGGUUUUAAUUAGUACAAUGAAUACAAAAAAAAUAAUUAUAGUCUGAAUAGAUUUGCUACCAGUGUAAAGAUGGCGUUUAAUAGAGUUCAUUGAGUAAUUUCAGUUUUGCCAUGACGGUAAUAGUUUUCUCAUUACAAGCCAGUAUAACCAUGAAAGUUUUAGACUUUUUAGUUUUUUAGGACAAAUAUUGAUCCCACAUGUACUAAAAGCUUCAGUCUGGCGAACCUAGAGAGACACCAUACACCAAUGUUUCCUCUAAUUUUUCGUGUGUCUGAGCCAGGGGUCGCGUUAACCGAAUAUUUUCCGUCGUUGACCGGUUUUUUAAAACGGUGACGGAAAAAACUGAAGUCCAUCCGUCAUUUUGACCGGUUGCAAUUCACACCCCAGACCACAGGGUGGCG
Messenger RNA from Corythoichthys intestinalis (scribbled pipefish), 3704 nucleotides. It is a transcript of the gene asmt, whose product is annotated as acetylserotonin O-methyltransferase. The record is from RefSeq and is a predicted model, not a curated record. Gene Ontology annotation, biological process: melatonin biosynthetic process; methylation. Gene Ontology annotation, molecular function: acetylserotonin O-methyltransferase activity. The coding region runs from base 88 to 1158 and encodes 356 amino acids. Lineage: Eukaryota; Metazoa; Chordata; Actinopteri; Syngnathiformes; Syngnathidae. The transcript has 8 exons.